AUGCAAAUGGACGAGUGUCUUAGUGGCAAUGAAAACGCAGAGGGAGGAGGAGAGAAUUCUGUUCAGCAGCAACAGCAGCUGACGGAGCCUCUUAAUUGUAAUGGACACCUGGACAGAGGAGACGAACCAGGUGAUUCAUGUAACCGCAAGUUCAAGAAACGUGCUCUCCUAGUUGGCGUCUUCGUAGUUUUGAUCACUAUCAUCAUUGUUCUGGCUGGAGUAAAGUCUAACCCACCUUCAGUUGGCCCUGAUCCUCCAGUUGCUGCCCGCUGCUGCCCGGACGGCUGGGUCGGUUAUGGAGGGAAAUGUUACUAUUUCUCCGAGGCCGAAGGGACCUGGAACAAGAGCCAGAGCAACUGCUCCUCCUCCGGUGCCUCCCUGGCUGCGAUCGACACCCCGCAGGAAAUGGCUUUCAUCAAGCGCCAUAAAGACCUCUCUGAGCACUGGAUCGGCCUCCGGAGGGAACCGGGCCAGCCCUGGAAAUGGACCAACGGCACCGAAUUCAAUCACUGGUUUGAAGUCAGAGCACAGGGUGAGUGCGCAUAUCUGAACGAUGAAGCCGUCACCUCUUCUUGGUGCGACACGUUGCGAUACUGGAUCUGCAGCAAGCCUGCCAGACUCACGCCAAGAGAGGAGAAUGGAGCGCAAGGGCAAGCGGAGACGUCAGAGCUCACCUGA
This is a messenger RNA of Terrapene triunguis (Three-toed box turtle), 678 nucleotides long. RefSeq names its product early activation antigen CD69-like. The transcript is spliced from 5 exons. Lineage: Eukaryota; Metazoa; Chordata; Testudines; Emydidae. The coding region runs from base 1 to 678 and encodes 225 amino acids. The record is from RefSeq and is a predicted model, not a curated record.